AUGGGCGCCGAAGCCAAGACGUCCCUUCCUUGCUUUGAGCUGGAGCGAAUCUUGUACGAAGACCCGCGUGCAAAAUCUGUCAAUCUACUUGGACAAUGUGAGCAUCAGGGCGAGAGGGUCCCUGCAUUGCUCUUGAUGGAAAAAACGCAUUUCACACCGGCCUUCCUAGCUUCGCUACAACAGGGACUCGAGCACACAUUCUCUCAUCUGGAGCAGAUCGGACAGAAUGAUAUCUACACAUGGGUCUUUGGAUGGACCUCUGAUCAAGUACACACGGAUGCGCAUACCAAGAUGUCUCUCAUCUGCCCUGCCAACUCGGACUUGAUUGCAAAGUAUUCCGCCCCGGAACGCCGCAUGAUCAUUGAGACACCGCACAUGUAUGAAACGGUAACAAAGCCAUGGAUUGAGUCGCUACCUGCCUCCAAAGUGACAUGGGUGCACAACAUUUUGAAUGGAGAGUCGGAGCGCGAGUCUGUGCUGUACAACGAUGAAGACCCGAAAACAGGCUUUGUCCUUGUGCCAGACUUGAAGUGGGACCGACGUACUCUCUCCUCGCUUUACAUGGUAGCCAUUGUGCGAGAUGGGUCGCUGACCAACAUGCGUGACCUGACCAAGGACCACAUCCCUCUGCUACGCAAGAUCCAAAAAGCGGGUGCACAGAUCGCCCAUGAAAAGUACGGCCUCCCUGCACCUAGUGCAGAUGGCUCCUCCUCGUCUCUACGUUGUUUCUUGCACUACAUGCCUACGUAUUUCCAUCUGCACGUUCAUCUCAUGUCGGCGAACUUCACGACCCACCCUGGUGCACUGGUAGGCCAAGCGCAGUUGGUGGACGACGUGAUUAGUUUGCUGGAGCUGGGUGUGGAUUUCCGUCAGCGGACUAUUGGAUACGCACUGGCUGAUGGCCACAAGUUGCUUGCCGCUCUCCAACAGGCGGGCUUUGCGACGUAG
This is a messenger RNA of Malassezia pachydermatis, 948 nucleotides long. RefSeq names its product scavenger mrna decapping enzyme. Gene Ontology annotation, molecular function: hydrolase activity; RNA 7-methylguanosine cap binding. The record is from RefSeq and is a predicted model, not a curated record. The coding region runs from base 1 to 948 and encodes 315 amino acids. Gene Ontology annotation, cellular component: P-body; nucleus. The transcript has a single exon. Gene Ontology annotation, biological process: deadenylation-dependent decapping of nuclear-transcribed mRNA. NCBI's taxonomy places the organism in Eukaryota, Fungi, Basidiomycota, Malasseziomycetes, Malasseziales, Malasseziaceae.